Hibiscus syriacus is the source of this 495-nucleotide messenger RNA. Its product is annotated as cytochrome b-c1 complex subunit 6-like. The record is from RefSeq and is a predicted model, not a curated record. NCBI's taxonomy places the organism in Eukaryota, Viridiplantae, Streptophyta, Magnoliopsida, Malvales, Malvaceae. The transcript is spliced from 5 exons. Gene Ontology annotation, biological process: mitochondrial electron transport, ubiquinol to cytochrome c. The coding region runs from base 100 to 309 and encodes 69 amino acids.
UCCGCCGGGAAAAAAGGUUCAGAAGCUUGGAAUUUUCUGCACCUAUCCCAAAGGUAAUCUCCGAAGUUCGUCCCUGUUAAGUUGUUCAUUUCAUUUGCAAUGGCCGAUGAGGAACCUGUUGAUCAGAAGAAGUAUCUUGAAGAGGGUUGCAAACCUAAAUGCGUGAAACAGCUUCGUUCUUAUGAGGCAUGUAUUAAGAGAAUUGACUGUGACGAAAGUGGUCACAAGCAUUGCACUGGUCAAUAUUUUGACUACUGGUCCUGUGUCGAUAAAUGUGUUGCACAGACACUGUUCUCGAAACUGAAAUAAUUGGGGCCCAAUUCUGUUAAACAUUAGCAUCAUGUCCUGCUGUUUUGAGUUCAAAAGCCAGUUGAUUGUUUCCUAAACUAUUGAUAUCCUUGUAUAAUUUUGUGUGGUGUAUAUGAGAACUGGUAACAUUUUUUUGUAAUGUUACUGUGAAAACUUUUGAUCAUUUACAAUAAAUUUGGUUCCUGU